GACGAGAGGGAUCGAGGGGGGUCAGCGCUGGAGCGCCACGUAGGGCUAGAGGUCAAGCUGCAGUCGGCGGGCGCCUUGACCAGACUGUAGACUUCACAGACUUUAAAUAAUAUUUCAAUAAUAUUUAGAGUCUCUGAGACUUGCCACCCUGCAGUGCGUGCGGGUGCUGUGUCUCCCAUCCCCUCAGAAUCGCUCUCGGCUACUCCCCGCGCACGACUGAGUGACGCCAAGGGAGGCUACUCUCAAGAAGAUAAAAUGGCGGUAGCCACGCUCCAAACCGUUGUCAAACCAGAAGGACUUCUUUUGGUUAGAUGAUCACAAUAGAGACACUAGUAGUGUCUCAAGGUGGCGUUCUGUGAGAUUCAAAGAGAAGGCGUCAGAAAGUGCUGCAGUUUUUAAACGUUAAUCAGCUGGCAGUAGAUCUGAGCAUGGAUAGUUGUGAAGCCUCCCCAAAUCCUACACGAAAUCCAUCACCUCCUCCAGAACUGCAGCAGAAUGAGGAGGCAACUUUGGGGGACAGCAUUGGAAGCACAGCUUUCAGCAAACACUGGCUUUUUGCUACCUUAAUGAAGCUUAUUCAGGAAGUAGAUAAAGAGACAGAGGCUGAGGAAGGUGUGGAAUCUGAGAGUGACUUCAGUGUGGAUGUAGAUGAAGAUUUGCAGACAGAGCUGUGCAAACUGUGGGAUAUGUCAAUGAACACAGAGGUGGCCAAGUUUUUGCAAGAGUUCAAAGCUAUUGAGAUCCUGACAGGAGUUAUCAGCAAAUCCAAAGCACCUAGAGUCAUAGAAAUAUGUAUCGGAAUUUUGGGGAACAUGGCAUGUGACAAUGAAGUAUGCGUAGAAAUUGCAAGCAAUGAGAAACUAGUGAACUUGACAUUGGCACUUCUUGGCAAUGAUGAUCCUCCUACAUUAGUGGAAACGACUCGGCUGCUGUAUACAAAUCUUUCCCAUCAGACAGCAUGCCAGAUGUGGCUGAAAGCAAUCGAGAGGGCCAGUCUUGUGCAGGAUCAAGUUGCCUUUAUUUUCCAUAGUUCUACAAACAAUGUGCUUCUGAAAAAUACAGCUGAUUUUGUGGAUGUUCUGUUGGAUCUGUCUGAUGAGCUGCGUCAUAAAUGGGCCACCACUGAGAUGGUUGACUCUCUGUUGGAGGCCAUACAGCAGACUGGACACAAGCACAGUGAGACGCUGGAAGUCUUCCUGCAUGUCUUCCAGCUGUUGUCCACCACUGAACCAGGAGUGGAGGUUUUAGUGGAGAAAGGAGAAACUGUAUUAUUGCCGCUCCUGCAGUACCUGGAGUGUGUGUGCGAGGAUGAGAUAGUGAGCUUGGAUGACCACAGUGCAUGCCUGUCUUCAGUCUUCUCCCUUCUCCAUGCACUAUUUGCCUCUGACACUGCCAUCGCCGAGAAGUUGUCCACAAGUUCUCAGUUGUUAAGGUGCAUGGUGAAAGUUCUGGAACCUUUGUACCCAUCUCUUCACAAUAAGAAUGAGAACACCCAAGGAGAGGACUGCAGCUCAUCCAUCCAAACUCUCAGUGAUGACCAUCAGUUGCUGUCGUCUGUUAAUCAGAAUGCUUCUAGAUGUCACAUACAAGAAGACCAAAGUGAAGGAGAUGAUGUCACUUGCUCGGCCACACAACAAGACAGUGGCAGAGACAAGGACAAGAGCAAAGACAAUGUUUCAAGUGGAGAUCUCGAGCCAAGACGUAUGCGGCAGUACAAAAUGUUGUUUGAUGUUUUGCAGAUGUUUCUCCGUCACUUUUUCAGAAGUCUCCAAAUAGACCAAGUCACAGAUGAAGAAGUAGAAGAAGACAAGAAGGCAAGUGAGAAGACCAGCAAGCCAAUAUUCUUCCCAGUCUUGGUUUACCUGGAAACAUCGUGCAGUCGUUACCGGAUUAUCUGUUUGGCCCUUACCUUGAUGGAUGCUGAUAGACCAUAUUCAGCUGAGAGUCCUACUAGUGAAUAUGAUGCUGGGGCAUCCAGCACGAGACCAAGGUUGUCAGCUGACAUCGAGCACCUGCGGCAGUUGUGUCAGACAUAUGACCAGACGAGAGUGGUCAGGAUUCUUGAUGAUGUGGUGCAGGGGAAGGUUCUGAACAGAACAGAUUCCGGGGAAGAACGGUGAUUUGAGCACUAUGUACCUCUCAUAACAUGACAGUACUUGGACGGCUCAGGGUCUUGCUAUUUCCAUUGUAUGUUACCAGUUGCAGACAGAAGCAUGGUUCAAGAUAAUGCAAAGAGCUGGACCUAGUCAGCUCCAAUGUAAAUUUACAAAAUGUUUGCAGUCUUGUUUACUUCCUUCUCAGCUUUACUUGCUGAAGAUGAGCAUAAAUCAUGGCCAAGUCUUACAAAGGCCAGUUUUGUGCACUUGCAUUUGUACACAUAGGAUGCAGAGUAUGUUGGAUUUGGACCAGAAACGUAGAUUGAAUUUUUUACUACUUUAAAGUAUGUUUGUUAAAGUGAAAGGGAUAUAAAGAGAAAAUGAACGUCAGAAGGCCUCAAAAGAAAUCAUCCAUACCCUUCAACAGGACUGUUUCGGUUUUUAUAUAAACAUAGAGCAUACAAUUUUUAUUUCUUGUCCAACAUGUUUCACAAAUGAAAUUCUGUGCUGAAAACUUUAUACAUACAUCAGAAAAAUUAAAACUGGCCUAGUAGUUACCA
Messenger RNA from Pomacea canaliculata, 2656 nucleotides. Its product is annotated as protein saal1-like. NCBI's taxonomy places the organism in Eukaryota, Metazoa, Mollusca, Gastropoda, Architaenioglossa, Ampullariidae. The transcript is spliced from 13 exons. The coding region runs from base 429 to 2120 and encodes 563 amino acids. The record is from RefSeq and is a predicted model, not a curated record.